Messenger RNA from Vitis riparia (riverbank grape), 2622 nucleotides. RefSeq lists its product as uncharacterized. NCBI's taxonomy places the organism in Eukaryota, Viridiplantae, Streptophyta, Magnoliopsida, Vitales, Vitaceae. The transcript has 3 exons. The record is from RefSeq and is a predicted model, not a curated record. The coding region runs from base 1 to 2622 and encodes 873 amino acids.
AUGACGUUAACGGUGACGGUAAUGGUAACGAUGAUGGUAACUUUGAAGGUAAUGAUAACAGUAACAGUAAUAGUGACGGUAAUGGUCACAAUGAUGGUAACGGUGACGAUGAUGGUAACGGUAAUGGUGACAGUAAUGGUCACGAUGACGGUACACGAUGAUAGUAACGUUGAUGACAAUAAUAGUCACAAUGACAGUAAUGAUAGCGGUAUAAAUAAUGGUCACGAUGACAGUAACGGUAGCGAUAAUAAUAAUGGUCAUGAUGAUGGUAACAGUGAUAGUAAUAGUGACGGAAACGAUAAUGGUGACGGUAGUGGUGAUGAUGAGUGUAACGGUAACGAUGACGGUGACGGUAAUGGUGAUGGUAAUGGUCACGAAAGUGGUGUUGGUAACAAUGAUGGUAACAGUAAUAGUGACGAUUACGGUAAAGACGACGGUAAUGCUGUUGGUAACGGUGAUAGUAAUGGUAAUGGUAACAAGAAUGAUAACGGUGACAGUGAUGGUAGCAGUGACGGUAACGGUGACAGUAACUGUGAUAGUAAUGGUUACGACAACAGUAAUGAUAACGGUAACAAUGACGAUCACUGUAACGAUGCCGGUAACGACAACGAUAACAGUGAUGAUAACGGUAACUGUCAUGAUAACGAUCACUUUAAUGGUUAUGCUUAUGGUAACGACAAUGGUAAGGGUGACGGUGACAGUAACGGUAAUGGUAAUGGUAAGGGUGACGAUGAUAGUAAUAACAACGGUGAUGGUAACGGUGAUGGCAAUGGUGACGAUAACAGUGAUAGUAACAGUGACGGUAACGGUAACGAUGACGAUAAUGAUUGUAGUAACUAUUAUAGUGAUAGUAAGGGUAACGGUAAUGGUGAAGGUGAUAGUAACAUUACGGUCACGGUAACGCUCACAGUAAAGGUGAUGGUAAUGGUUACGAUCACGGAAACGGUAACAGUGUAUUACACUAACGGUAAUAGUCACAACAACGGUCACGGUAACAGUUUCGGUAAUUGUAAUGGUAACGUUGAGGGUGACGGUGAGAGUAAUGGUAAUAGUGACUAUAAUGGUGACGGUAACAGUUACGAUAAUGGUUACAAUAACGGUUACGGUGAUAGUAACAAUCAUGGUAACGAUUAUGGUGACAGUAACGGUAACGGUAAUGUUGAUGAAUACAGUGAUAGUAAUAGUAAUGGUAACGAUGAUGCUAACGGUGUCGGUGACGGUAACGGUAACGGUGACGUUAAGGAUAACAGUGACGGUAAUAAUGACGUUAAUGGUAACGGUCAAUGUCAUAGUGACGGUGACGGUAACGGUAACUAUGAUGGAGAUAAUAACGGUGAUAGUGACAGUAACGAAGACGGUAACGGUGACAGUCACGAUGGUGGUAACGAUCAUGGUCAUGGUGACGAUAACAUUGAUGAUCACGAUCACGGUACAGAUUACGUUAACGGUAAUAGUACUAGUAACGAUGACAUUAACAAUAACAGAAAGAGUAACGGUAACAAUAAUGGUGAUGGUAAUGGUCACGAUGACUUUAACGGUGAUGGUAACAGUAACGGUAACGGUAACAGUGACGGUAACUUUGACGAUAAUGGUAACGGUAAUGGUGACAGUGAUAGUGACGGUAACGGUAACGAGGACGGUAACGGGGACAGUGAUGGUGACGAUAAUGGUCACGAUGACAGUGAUGGUGACGGUAACAGUAAUGGUGAUGGUAAAGCUGAUGGUAACGGUUACAAUGACAAUAACGGUUAUGGUGACAUCAAUGGUAACGGUAACAGUAAAAGUAAUGUUAACGGUAACGUCAACGGUAAUAGUAACAAUAAUGGUAAUGGUGAUAGUAACGGUAACGAAAAUGGUGACUGUAAUGAUGACGGUCACGGUAAUGGUAACGAUGAUGGUUAUGGUAAUGGAUACAGUAACGAUCACGGUCAAGGUAACAGUGACGGUUACAGUUACUGUGACGGUAACAAUAACGGUAAUGGUGACGGUAACAAUAAUAGAAACAUUAACGAUAACGGUAACAAUGACGGUAAUAGUAAUGGUAACGGUAACAAUGACGAUAAUCGUAACGGUAACAGUAAAGAUAACGAUAAUGGUAACGGUGAUAGUGACAGUGGCGGUAACAGUAAUGGUAACGGUAACGGUGAUGGCAUCGAUAAUGGUAAUGGUGAUGGUAAGGGUAAGGGUAACGGUAACGGUGAUGGCAUCGAUAAUGGUAAUGGUGAUGGUAAGGGUAAGGGUAACGGUAACGGUAAUGGUAACAAUGAUGAUCAUAGUGACGGUAACGGUGAUCAUAACGGUCACAAUAACAGUGACCAUAACGGUCACAGUAACGGUGACCAUAACGGUCACAGUAACGGUGACCAUAACGGUCACAGUAACGGUGACCAUAACGGUCACGAUAACGGUGACGAUGAUGGUCACAAUAACGGUGACGGUGACUCCAAUGGUAAUGGUAACGAUAGUGGUGACAGUAACGGUGACACUGACAGUAACAGUGAUGGUGACGAUAACGGUAACGAUUACAAUAACAGUAACUAUAACGGCAACAAUAACGGUAAUGGUAAUAGUAAUGGUGAUGGUGAAAGUAACUGUUACAAUAACGGUGACGAUUACGGUUAG